This is a messenger RNA of Spinacia oleracea (spinach), 2610 nucleotides long. Its product is annotated as protein ALTERED PHOSPHATE STARVATION RESPONSE 1. Lineage: Eukaryota; Viridiplantae; Streptophyta; Magnoliopsida; Caryophyllales; Amaranthaceae. The transcript has 4 exons. The coding region runs from base 453 to 2525 and encodes 690 amino acids. The record is from RefSeq and is a predicted model, not a curated record.
CUCUUAUUAAUAGCGUAAUACGACGUCGGUUCUUGCAUCAAAAAAUGUGUACGUUACCCCGUUUUUAAACUAAGAACACAAGAAUUAAGAUUUGCUUUUCCAUAACCUUCUGCACCGCUUUCUCCUUCCCAUCACCACCAUUUUCACUGUUUUGUCAGUCUCACUCUCUUUCUCUCUCCUCCAUUUUUCUCUCUCCUCUAAACCAGAAACCUCCAUUUUUACUCCAAUCUCAAGCUCUCUCUCUACAUUUUCUCACCAACUUGCACUUUCUCUCUAAUAAUACUCUAUUUUUUCCCACCCAUAAACCUGUAAAUUAAAUUUUCUCACUUGGGUUUUAACUGAAGGAGUUAAAGUUCUCAACUUUUUUGCUUAAAUCGUCAAAUUCCUCAUCUGGGUAUACUCAAUAACCCUGAUUUUUACUUAAAGUUGCCUAAUUACUCUGUAAUUAAGAAAUGGGGUGUGCUCAAUCAAGAAUAGACAAUGAAGAAGCAGUAUCCCGUUGCAAAGAGCGCAAAAUCUUGAUGAAAGAAGCAGUUUUAGCCCGAAGCGCCUUCGUUGUAGGACACUCUGCCUACGCAAUCGCCCUUCGAAACGCCGGGUCGGCGCUGAGUGACUACGGCCACGGCGAGACCUCAGCUGACACGGCGCCCCCGCCGCCACCCGUGUCAGCUGCUGAACCCCCACCACCCCCACCUCCACCGCCACAAGAGCCACUCCCUCCUCCUCCCCCUCCAUUGCCUGUCUUUACCCCUUCUCCCCUUCAGCGGUCCGUUACAAUGCCGGAGUUUUCGGCUUCAAAACUGGGGGUUUCAAGAAUGGGAUCGCUAGAGGAGGAGGAGGAAAGUGGUGGUGGUGAUGAUGAGAAAGUUGGGAGAAGGGAAGAGGAGAGUGGUGUGAAAGGGAUGGCUUGGGAUUAUUUCUUUAUGUCAGAUGAUAAUAAUAUGAUGGGUGGUGGUGGGUUGGAUGAAAUUGAUGAGGGUGAGGAAGAGGAAGAAGAAGAGGAGGAUCACAGAGAAAAUUUGGGAACUCCGUUUAAAACCCCCGUGAAGACGCCCGGUGAGGUGGUUGGGAUGGGGAUUGAGACGCCACCCCCACCGCCUCCCGAGGCGGCAGUGAGGCAUUUUCUGCAUUCUAACUCCGCACCAUCCGAGGUUUUGAUGGGAAGUAGUAAGGUGGUGGAGAAUCCUGAUGGUAUUGUUAAUAGUAAUAAAGUUAAUUUGAUGAAAGUUUUAGGGGAGAUUGAUGAUUAUUUUCUCAAGGCUUCAGAAUGUGCUCAAAAUGUUACUAAGUUGUUGGAAGCUCAUAAGUUCCAAUAUCAAUCUAGUUUUGCUGAUAAUAAAGUGCCCGUUGAUCAUGCUGCUAGAGUUAUGCGUGUCAUUACAUGGUCAUCAAAGGGAGUUCUUGAUGGUGAAAAAACUGACCUUGAAGACAGUGAGUCACUUGCAACUGUCUUGGAUAAACUGAUGGCUUGGGAAAAAAAGCUGUAUGAAGAAGUUAAGGCUGGUGAGCUAAUGAAGCUGGAGUAUCAGAGGAAGGUUUCAGUUCUUAAUAGACAGAAGAAACGUGGUGCUACUGCUGAGUCGCUAGAGAAAACAAAAGCAGCCGUUAGUCAUUUGCACACUCGAUAUAUUGUUGACAUGCAGUCCAUGGAUUCAACUGUAUCAGAAGUGAAUGAUUUGCGAGAUCAGCAGUUGUACCCUAAACUUGUUGAACUAAUUGACAGAAUGGCUCAGAUGUGGGAGGAUAUCAGCAUACACCAUGAUAACCAGCUGCAGGUUGCUACCGAACUCAAAUCCCUCGAUGUGAUACUUGCUCCCCGGGAAACUAGCAAGCCCCACUAUCAGUGCACAAUCCAACUCUCCAAUGUCAUUCAACAAUGGCAAGAGCACUUUGAGAGACUAGUAGACCAUCAGAAACACUAUAUCCGGUCUCUAAACACCUGGUUGAAGCUAAACCUCAUCCCAAUUGAAAGCAGUCUAAAGGAUAAAGUUUCUUCCCCACCCCGAGUCCACCACCCCCCAAUUCAAUCCCUCCUCCAUGCAUGGCAUGAUUCUCUAGAGAAACUCCCUGAUGAGGUCACAAGAACAGCAAUUUCCUCCUUUGGUGCUGUGAUCAAGACCAUCAUAUUGCACCAAGAGGAAGAGAUGAGGUUGAAGGAAAAAUGUGAGGAGACAAGGAAAGAGUUUUUAAGGAAGAAUCAGGCAUUUGAGGAUUGGUAUCACAAGUACAUGCAACGGAAGGGUCCGGAAGCAAUGGACCCCGAGAGAGGUGAAGACGGGCCUGGAAAGGAUCCGGUAACGGACAGACAGGUUGUGGUGGAGACCUUAAGGAAAAGGUUGGAGGAAGAGGUGGAGAAACACCAGAGGCAUUGUGUUCAAGUUAGAGAGAAGUCACUUGGAACCCUUAAAACACGGUUGCCCGAGCUGUUUAGGGCUUUGUCAGAAUAUGCUCAUGCCUGUUAUGAUGCUUAUAAUAAACUGAGGGCUAUUGUACUUUCCCAUAAUUCCAAUGGUGUUCCUUCUUGACACUGUAAAAACUGUUUUAACUGUUGUAUUAUCUAUGCUUUUGUACAAGCAGUAGUAUUUAAAAUGGGUUAAUAUGAGUUUCUUA